UCCUGGGGGUGGGUGGGGGAGCGUGCCUCUAGGGCGGGCAGCGCAGGCCGCGACCCCACGGUGGGCCCCGCACACGUCGUCUGCUCAAGUCCCCGAGCUCCGCCUGCGGCCCGGGAGCCGAAGGCCCACGAGAACUCAGACGGCCCGGUCUGCGAAGUCAGGAAAACGAAACAGCCAAUGGGCGGAGACGGACUGGGGACAGUGGCGCUGCUGUAGUUGGAAGGAAGGCUCUUUGAGUGACAUUUGGGUUCAGUUCUAAGUUCAAAGGGCAAGCAAAAAUCUAGGCGGGUACGCGUUCUAGACCGGAAGCAAGUGCGUGAACCCCUGCCCUUGGUGCUGGCGGAACUGGAGAAGCCGGCGCAGCGAGAGCGCAGUGAACGCCCGGGAGAGUGCGAUGAAGUCGGCCUGGGCGCGGGCGCCGGGGCUGGUCGCCUGAAGUUACAGCUAGAAGGACCUGGGGCCAACAGUGCUGCGCCCAGAAGAUGCUCCGAGGAACCAGCAGGCUACUCUGGCAUUCUACAACUCCUUGCAACGGCGCGAGGUCGGAGGCGGCGGGCUCGCCCUGUUCGGGAGGGCCCUCGACACGCGGGUCCCCCCGGACCCCAGUGGUGCCGCCCGGGGCGCGCGGCCUUGGAGCGCUCUCGGGCCCCGACGCCGGGCUCUCGCCGGACCCAGUCUGCGCUGACACCCGCGACCCCAGGAUGCCAGAGUCGGGGGACUCCGGGCAGGACCUCACGCGAUGGAAGAAGAAGAAGCAGCCGGUGCGCCGCACGGUCAGCCAGAUCUGCCCGCCCCCGCGGCGGCCCCUGACGGUGGCCGACAUCCGGCCGGGCAUGGAGAACGAGAGGCUGGGCGUCGUGCGGGACUCCAUGCUCCAAAAUCCGCUCAUCGUCAAGGCCGAGCUCGGCAAGCCCCGGGAGAGAAGCUGCAGCUUGCCUGGUGUCAACUUCAAUUACGGACUCUACACCCGGGGGCUGGACGGAGGGGUCCCCGAAGCCAUCGGACACUGGAACGUGUUUAAGCAGCAGCCCACCUGCCCCCACGAGCUGACCCGGAAUUACAUCGCCAUGAACUGUGGGGCUGUGAGAGCCGGCCUGGUGACCGCCCGCGAGAACCUCCUAUACCGCCGGCUCAACGACAUCCGCAUCGGUGACCAGGAUGACCGGCGCCCGAGGAAGGAGCCGCCCGCCCUCCCUCCCAACACCACCUUCGGGGUCCGGGCCCGGCCUUCGACCCCUUUCUUCGACCUGCUGCAGCACCGGUACCAGCAGCUGUGGGUACAGGAACAAAAGGCCACCCAGAAAGCCAUCAAACUGGAGAAGAAGCAGAAGGUGAUCCUCGGGAAGCUGUACGAGACCCGGAGCAGUCAGCUGAGGAAGUACAAGCCGCCCGUGAAGCUGACUGCCCUCUGGCACAUGCCGCACUUCCAGAAGGUGGGCUCCCAACUGGACACGUUCCCCACUGAGGCCGAUCGCCAGAGAGCAUUCAAAGCCCUUGUACGCCAGGGGACUCUGCGGAUGGGCAACUACACCCACCCCUAGGCCCUCUCCUGCCAUGAGAAGCCUUCCCGAUGUGGUAGAAAAUCCCCCGAAGGAUUUGCCCUUCUCGCUCCCGUUCCCCUAGGACACUCCCCACUUUUCUGCAGGUUCUGCUGCUGCAAGGACCUCAGAUUCAGUCUCGGGUUAAUUAUUUUGGUAAGCGUCCCCCCUUUUAGGGUAACCAAUACUAGUCUUCUCUUUGCCCCAGUGACCAUCACUGAGGGCUCCUCCUCCCCCUCCCGGGGCAAGAUGACCCUGUCUCUUUUUUCAAGCCCUCACCUGACAAGACAAACUCAAAUUACAAGGCAGUUUUUCAGACUCCAGGCUAAGGGUCGAUUUCAUGGCUCUGCCCAUUAGGUGUUAAGAACAACCCGUGUGUUUUCUGCAGAAAGCGAGACAGUGACGUGCUUUGAAAGCCCUCAUUUUCUGUUCCAAACAUGAGUUCUAAUUGCUCUUUUUGGGAUGCCUGAUGUCUUGCCAUGGCAGCGGUAUCUCUCGGGGACCCCUGACAGCAGGGAAAAGCAAAGGUUCAUUACUCAGGGCCUGCCCCUUUAGUGCAGGGGCCCUGUCAAUUAAGGCAGGCCUAGGUGGACUUCUUCCCAAGGCCGACUUGAGAACAUCAACCCCUCCCAAAGGAGAGGGCCUUCCGCGAGGGAAGGUGCACAGGCGGCGGGACUUCUCAGCCAGACUCCCGGGCACUUCUGAGCUCUCUCUGCAUGCACUUUGGCUUCUCCCCACAUGUUAUAUGCUAUUUUCAGUUAAAAUGCUGCUUAUCA
Tupaia belangeri chinensis (Chinese tree shrew) is the source of this 2314-nucleotide messenger RNA. RefSeq names its product cilia and flagella associated protein 77 (gene CFAP77). Lineage: Eukaryota; Metazoa; Chordata; Mammalia; Scandentia; Tupaiidae. The record is from RefSeq and is a predicted model, not a curated record.